AUGGAUGUUGCAGCGCUCGCUGCUACCGAGGUCCUCCCGAUACCACCUUCAGCUUCUGCCUCGACAGCAACCGCCUUGCCCAUCCCAUCGAGCGUCGCUGCUUCGACCUUGUCACCAGCCGUUGCCCCCAAUUCGUCCCAGCUCGAGCCGCUGUCGAAUGCACAGACUGCUCUCGCUCCUACCACACCCACCACACCUGCUGCAAUCGUCCCUGCAACGCCCGACCACUACUUUGAGCCCAAGGGUGUGCCCGUCUUCAAGCCAACGUGGGAAGAGUUCAGGGACUUCAAGUCCUUUGUCGCCUCGGUUGAGCCCCUUGGCUACGAGGCCGGCCUGGUCAAAAUCAUCCCACCGACCGAGUGGAUCGAUCAGGUUUGCCGGCAGCACUCGGUCCUGGCCACCUCCCUCCCGAGCAUUCAUAUCCGGAAGCCCAUUGUCCAGAAUAUCAAUGGUGGAGGUCUUCCCGCUGGCGCCUAUCGGCAGCUCAACGUCGAGGCAAAGAAUCCAAGCACCUACAACAUCCAGGAGUGGUUUGAGCUCACCGAGACACCCGAACAUCACACUCCCACCGCCGCGACCAAAGAUCGCUCCUAUGAGAAGCUCAGCAACCCUCUCCGGUCUCUCAAAAAGCCCGUCCGGCACUCGACUGUGGGCAUUUCUGCUGUGGCUCAGGCUUCCGCAUGCCAAUUGCCUGCAGUUCCUCAGCAGCAGCCCCAGCAGCCAAGCGAGUCGGUAUCCUCCAUGGCCGAACCAUCACCACUCGGGGCUGCCAUACCGGCCCCACAAGUGUCUGCGAAUUGUGCUCCCGCUGUCGACCCGAUCAACAGCUCAGUACCGAGUGCAUCACCCACGGCGGACCCACAACCUGCUGCUGCAGCUGAAGACUCGGAACUCAUGAUGCCAGUGCAGGGGUCCGAUGCCGUCGCGCCGCCGAAUCCCGGAAUCCUGGGACCUGAUGACAAACCAACGGCCCGUGACGACAAUGCGGCCAAUGCGGCCAAUGCGGCCGAUGCCGGGUCGCUGACCAACCCUCCGUCCGAGGGCGCAGCCCACCCUGCCGAGCCCUCCAUCUCCAAACCUCCAAGACGCAAGCGGGACAGCGGCGCGGCCCUGGAGCACGACGCUGUGCCGAUCCAGUUCGAUGUGAGCGAGCUGCGGACACCAUACGACCUUGAGUACUGCAAGAGUCUGGAGCGAUACUACUGGCGGAAUUUGACAUACCUUGCGCCACUCUAUGGUGCCGACCUCCCGGGCUCUCUAUUCAGCAGCGAGGUGACGUCGUGGAAUCCGCAGUGCCUGGACAGUCUGCUCAAGUCGAUCCGCAAGAAGCUCCCUGGAGUGAAUCGGCCGUAUUUGUAUUGGGGCAUGUGGAAGGCCACCUUUGCUUGGCAUGUCGAGGACAUGGACCUGUUUUCCAUAAACUACAUUCAUUUCGGAGCUCCCAAGCAGUGGUACGUUGUGCCGCCCAAGCACGGCAAAAAGUUCGAGUCUGUGGCCAGGGCCAUAUUCCACUACGAGGCUGCCCAGUGUCCCGAGUUCCUCCGCCAUAAGACCUCGAUCAUGUCACCAAAGUUGCUGCGCGACAACCACGUUCCGUUCCACACACUCAUUCAACAACCGGGCGAGAUCGUCAUCACCUUCCCCUCGGCCUAUCAUCAAGGAUACAACCUCGGCUUCAACUGCGCCGAAUCUGUCAACUUUGCCACGGAGAGCUGGCUCCCGAUCGGCAAGAAGGCUCGAUACUGCCGCUGUGUCAGCGACAGUGUCAGGCUGGAUGUGCCGCGGCUCUUUGAGGACAGCCCAAAGCCAAAGUCAAAGAAGCACAAGGCAGAACCCGCUGCUGAUGACGCCCAGAAGACGCAGGAGUCGCCACGAAAAGUGCAGAAGCCGAAAGCGAAGCUGUGCAUGUGCGAGGCUGCUGCCCAAGGUCCAUCCGAUGCUGGCUCAGAGGGCGCGACCGAGACUGAUGUGGCGAAGGAUGGUAUCAAAGCCGAUGCUGCGCAAGAUAGCAAAGCUGAUUCGACAACGAAUGGCAAAGUCGAUGUGAAGAAAACGCCCAAGAAAGCCUCCCCCAAGGAACCAAAGACACCCGCCAAGAACGAUGGCAGUGUGCCGGCCAAGAAGAGCUCAAAGAAGGUCAAGGCCGAGCCCAAAGACCGCGGCACCGAGAGCGCGGGUGGUACUCUACCCGUCCCGCAUGGAGCUGCGUUGCCGAGCCCCGGCUCUGAACACAAGCGCAAGGUGCCAGACGAAAGCCUGGAUCACCCGACACUACCAUCCACACCCAAGACCCCAAAGAAGCCCAAGACUAAGCCCGAGCCUCAAAAGUGCUGUCUAUGCCCCAAUAUCGGCGAGGAGCUCCUCCCCACCGACCAGCCCAAGAAAUGGGCACACCGUCUGUGCGCCACAUAUGUCACAGAAACAAGCAUCGGCCCCGACCCUGAGAACAAGGAACGCGAAAUAGUUACGGGGGUCGGCAAUAUUCCCAAGGCACGGUGGUCACUGAAAUGCUCCCUGUGUAAAUCCAAGGGUUCCAAGUACGGUGCGCCUGUGCAGUGCAGCAAGGGCAUGUGUCUCAGCGCUUUCCAUAUCACCUGUGCCAAGAACGCUGGUCUCCAUCUUGGUGAGGCGCUCGAGGGCGCCGGAGUCAUGGAGAUUCUCUGUCCGCGCCACGAUGAGCGAACGGAGACACAGCGACGAUUAGAUAAGGAGAAGAUGCUGGAGGAGUCGCGGUCGCGGAUACAGCCAGGCGACUGGGUCGUCAUCAAACACGACAACGGUGGGUGCUACGAAGCCCUUGUACAAGAAAACCAACGCGAGAGUCGAUCGUGCAAGGUGUUUUUGUCCGUGGGAUGCUAUUCGGUUGUGCCGUGGCUGGCGAUCGAGAAAGUCUUCAAGAUCCAGCCUGAUGCCCACUUGCCCCCGGCCACGGCUCAGACAGAUGCGCCGCCCCCUGAAAUGCAGUGCUGUGCGCCUCAGGCACCGCCGACAUCGGUGGUCGCUUCAAUCAGCCCUGCAGUGAUCAGCCCCGCAGCGAUCAGCCCUGCUCCGACCGGCCCUGUAUCGACCGGCCCUUCUCCUCCUCCUGCCACACUUUCAUAUCCCUCAGUCCAACCUGGCGUGCCAGUUAGCCACAGCCUGGCCCCAGCCUUCGAUAAUAUGGCCCAUUGA
Molecule: messenger RNA, 3171 nt
Organism: Polychytrium aggregatum
Lineage: Eukaryota; Fungi; Chytridiomycota; Chytridiomycetes; Polychytriales
Product: JmjC domain, hydroxylase-domain-containing protein
Exons: 14
Coding region: 1-3171 (1056 amino acids)
Biological process (GO): chromatin remodeling
Cellular component (GO): nucleus
Molecular function (GO): histone H3K9 demethylase activity; histone H3K36 demethylase activity
Source: RefSeq, a predicted model, not a curated record